AGUCUGAGCUCUUGAUCCUAUCUAGCUGCCCUUUUCCAGGACCCUGGCAGAUCUUUUCUCUGUGACCAUCUCUGUUUUUUGAAAAUCGCAGCAUAGUGUGUGGGACGGUUUGAAGAGAAAAACAUGAAGUGUUGUUUUCAACCAGCACAAUUCUUGUUUUGGUGGCUUGGCUGUUGGUAAGUACUAUGGUAAAUUACAGAGAGAGUGAUAGUAUAACAGUAGUGAUAACUGCAAAAAUAGAUCUGUGUUCCAAAUGGCCUUCUGUUGUUAAAAGUUGUAUUUUAAGAAAUAUGUCUUGCUGAUGCUUUUUUCCCUGGUGACGCUUAGUUUCCAGGCAGUAUUUAUGAAAAGCUACUGUGCAUUUCUACGUUUUAUUUUCUGUGUCUACGCUGUUCAUUAGUUCCUGUGAUUUUUUAUUUGUUUGUUUUUCUGUUUCUUCAUACCACAGUUUCUGUUGCCGACCCCUUACUUUUUCAAAUGCACCUGGAGAGUACAAGUGUGGUGUCUCUUGACACAGUGUGUGUGGAGGGAAGGGGCACAAAACAUAAAUGUGCUGGAUCCUGCAGGAAGGGAAUGGGGCAGUUGGUGGAGGCAAAAAUUCCUUCUAUUCCCAUAAUUAAUACUGCUCAAGGCUCUGGACUAGAUUAAAAAGGGUGAGUAAGCAGAAUCCCUGCCAGGGAAGCUGAGCUAUCUGGGAUUGUCAAGGAGAGGUCUGAAGGAAUGUCGUGAGGAAUUAAACCCAGAGCCACAUGGAGCCUUCCGUCUUUACUUACUUUGCUUGUCCUCCUAUGCAUUUAUAAGCAUGCUUGAUUCAUAGAAGACCCUCUUGAAUGACAAAAGCAUCAGUGUAUUUGGAGAAAUCGACACCUUAAGCCAGCUGAAUAAGUGUGCAGCUAUCUCAGCUAUCUGAACGUGCUUGGUGUUUUCGGUUUUGGUGUUUUUUGGUGUUUUUUUUUUUUGUGUUCUCAAAACAGGGCAGAGAAAAUACUAAUUAAAGUUUCAUUUUGUUCGUAUUGGUAAAGUUGGUUCCCGUUCAGGUUAGGAGGGUGGCAAAAUCAACUUUGAGGUUAUUCUUACAAAUUAAUUUUUAAUUGUAGUACUUAAAGCAUUUAUAUUGUAGUAUGCGCACAAUACGGCUGAUCCACUUUGUUUUUCUACAUAUUAAAGUGAGAAUUAUGGAAUUUAAAGCUUUAUAUUAUGGAUGUGUCAUUUACUUAUGAAACUUGCAAUAAAAAGAUAAUACACCCUUCACUUACUUGCCAAAAAUUAAGUUGUAGCUCAAACUUGAAAUGCCUGGUGUCACUCCUACUACCUAAAUAGCACUCCUUUCAUUUUUUUAGGAGCUUGUGAUGUCAUCAGCUGAAGCGAAAACAUCUACCUCAUGACCUGGCAUGAUGCGUCAGGAUGAAACGCCACAGGCAUCUAAGCACCAGUGACAGUUCAGACAAUGAGAGUCCUUCCACUUCCUUUUCCUCUUGUUCUAAAUACAGGAGCAAGUCAAAAACACCAGCAAAUGAACAAAAGAAGCCUGCUGAGGUGUUCCGCAAGGAUCUCAUUAGUGCCAUGAAACUACCAGAUUCUCACCAUGUCAACCCUGAUGAAUACUAUGUCUUUGCGGACACGUGGAAACAAGAAUGGGAGAAAGGGGUUCAAGUUCCAGCCAGUCCCGAAACUAUUCCACAGCCUUCUCUCAGGGUUGUAGCAGAAAAAGUGAAAGAAGUACUGUAUACACGACCGAGGAAAUACAUCCACUGUUCCAGCCAAGAGCCCACAGAACCAGGUUACAUCAACAUUUUGGAAUUAGCAGAGUCUGUGUGCCGCUAUGACUUGGAUGACAUGGACAUCUUUUGGCUUCAGGAGCUAAAUGAAGAGCUUACAGAAAUGGGAUGUGGGCCCCUGGAUGAAAACACAAUGGAAAAGACAAUUGAAGUGCUGGAACGGCACUGUCAUGAGAAUAUGAAUCAUGCCAUUGAGACUGAAGAGGGGUUGGGUAUCGAAUAUGAUGAAGAUGUCAUCUGUGAUGUGUGCCGGUCCCCCGACAGUGAAGAUGGGAAUGACAUGGUGUUUUGUGACAAGUGUAAUAUUUGUGUCCAUCAGGCGUGCUAUGGAAUCUUAAAAGUACCCGAAGGGAGCUGGCUGUGUCGCACCUGUGUCCUGGGAAUACAUCCUCAGUGCCUCCUGUGUCCCAAAAGAGGAGGUGCCAUGAAAGCUACCAGGACAGGGACCAAGUGGGCACACGUGAGCUGUGCUCUUUGGAUUCCAGAGGUUAGUAUUGCUUGCCCAGAAAGGAUGGAGCCAAUCACAAAGGUGUCUCACAUUCCACCAAGUCGAUGGGCUCUAGUGUGUAGUUUAUGCAAACUGAAAACUGGUGCUUGCAUUCAGUGUUCUGUGAAAAGCUGCAUCACUGCCUUUCAUGUCACCUGUGCCUUUGAGCAUAGCUUAGAAAUGAAGACUAUCCUGGAUGAUGGGGAUGAGGUCAAGUUCAAGUCAUACUGUCUAAAGCACAGCAAGAACAAACAGAAUUCGUUGCCUGAUGUUGAGGAGCACCCCAAGACCGUGUCAGAGCAGAAGCAAACAGAGAGUGAGAAAACGAGUUUACGAGCCCAAAAACUCAGAGAGCUGGAAGAAGAGUUUUACUCACUAGUUAAAGUGGAGGAUGUUGCAGCAGAGCUGGGCCUUCCUAAACUUGCUGUAGACUUCAUCUACAAUUACUGGAAAUUAAAGCGAAAAAGUAACUUUAACAAACCAUUGUUUCCUCCCAAGGAGGAUGAAGAAAAUGGCUUGGUGCAGCCAAAAGAAGAUAGCAUUCAUACCCGCAUGAGGAUGUUCAUGCAUUUGAGGCAGGACCUAGAGAGGGUAAGAAAUCUCUGCUACAUGGUAAGCAGGAGAGAGAAACUGAAGUUGUCCCACAGUAAAGUACAUGAACAGGUCUUCAAUUUGCAAGUCCAACUCAUUAAUCAGGAAAUCGCUGCAGGCCAUACCCUGACAAGUGCACUAGAGAACACACUGUUCUACCCACCUCCCAGGAUCACCCUAAAGUUAAAAAUGCCCAAAUCAGCACUAGGAGACUGCAAAAAUAACUCGCUGAAGCCUGGCAACAGACCGCUUUCUCCUGACAACAACAGCACUGUUUACAGCAAACGGAGCGUGCCGAUGUCAAAGGAAUCAUUUGAAAUUAAAGCAAAAUCCUACACCAGGUAUCAGCACGACAGCAGAAGUAAUGGGUUGCUGGCAGGGAUUGGCAAGCCUCGGAGCGAGGCAAAGGAUUGUGGCCCCACGCAGAUGAUGGAGUUUCAUCGGGGUCAGCCGUCCGGGAAGCCUUUAGCGCUCCAGGCUGCCUUGCAUGGACAGUCUUCCAUUGGGAAUGGGCGGGUGCAGCAGGAGAACUCAAGGCUGAUGGCCAAGUCCAACGGUCUGAUGGGCAGGGCUGGAGACGUGAGCCAGAGAGACAGCUCCAGCCAGACACCCUACGAACAAGAGUCCAUGCUCACAGCUCACUUGGCCAGCCAGAGCGGUUUCAGAAAAUCCACCAUAGAACAUUUUAGCCGGUCCUUUAAAGAGGCUACCAAUAGUCUAGUGAGGACCACGGAAGAUCUCCGGUGCUGUGAAAAGCCAACAAGAAGACUUGCAACAAAAGAUCGCUUGUGGAGCAAGCAGACGCUUGAAGGUGCUCCAUACCAGGACAAUGAUGGGUACUGUCCUGACUUAGAGCUGAGUGACUCUGAAGCAGAAAGUGAUGAAAACAAAGAGCAAGUGAGGUUAAGACGAAGUAGCUCAGAGAGAGAAAGCCCAAGUAAGGACUUCGGAAGAGAUUGUCACAAUAGAAACAAAAAGAAUAUGAUUUCUCACAGUUCGGUACAAAGGUGAUUAGAAGCCCCCACGGGGUAAUUCAGCCUUUAUGUAGUCCAGUGUACCAGUGCAAAGCUCGUUAUCAAAGGGUUCCAGAAAAUAUUCUAGGACCUAUGUUAAGAAGAGCUGCAGUAGGGAAUGGGGGGGAGGGGAGAGAAAUCAGAGUAGUUCUGUUCAACUGUGAAUUGGUUUGCAGUCUUCGCAAGGUUAGCUCAGUUGUCCACGAAGCCAUGUGGAAAUCACGUGUUUUACUAGAGGGUAACAUCUGGGAGAGCACGAAGCGGUUAAUCUUUGCAUAAAUUCAGGAACCCGCUUCCCCUUGCCAGCUUAUGUGUGAGGCAGCGUGUUCAUGUGAAGUCAGUCUUGUGAUGGUGGACAGAUUUUAAAGAAGUCCUUGCCUUGCUCUAAUUUGUUGCAAGAGACUGCAAACGGACACACUGACACUGCAUCCUUACAGCACCUGCAGCAUGGCUUUGAUCCAGCAAUGCACUUGCGGAUGUGUUAGGAGGUUAAGCAUGUGAAAAGUCCUGCUGGUUUCCCCGGGAACGGUUGUGCUCAGAUCUCCGAGCACAUGCCGGUGUGCUCUGCUGGAUCAGGCCCUAAGUGACUACUAAGUGAGGAUCCCCUUCUGCAGGAGGCUUUGAACUGCAGUGGCAUUUGCAGGCUCCUUGCGGAGGGUGGAAGCAGGCGUCGCUGGCGCUGCCAAACUUGCUGACCUCUAGACAUGCCCCUGUUCCCUGCUUUUGCUGAAGGUUUUGUUUCUCUUCACAAUAACGCGCUUAUUUUGUAAAUAUAAAACUUCUAGUAUUUCAGUUUUUUUAAUCUCUGUACAUAGUUGCUUGUUGUGGGAUGCACUUGUAAAUAUUUUACCCAGCUAACAAGUACAGAUGGCUAAUUUUGUGGAUAGUGUUUACAAAAGUAGGUGUACUACUUCAAAGAAAAAUGCUAUUUGACACUUACAUUUAGGCAAUCACCGGUGAUGCCAGGUUCCUCUUGAAACUGAGAUUUCUUAUCCAGAGGUGUUUUUACCUGGUAUUUUUAAAGUCGGCAGAAUUUGAAAUAAUUUUUGCUGAAUUUUUUUUGCAGGUGCAAAUUUUCAACCCUAGUUGCCUGAACACAGGCAUAGGAGCCUUCUGGCAUCUAGGUCUGUAAAAUUUUAGCCAAUCAUCAUUUGAAAUAUGGGUUUUUUAAUUGCUGAAAAUCUACUAUUUUAUUAAGCUGCUUUUCAACCUCUGGAUCAGUUGCUGUUUCCCAGUCUAACACAUUUUUGGUGUGCCCUUUAAAAUCAGCAAUUGUCAAAUAGUGACUAAAUUUCAGCCAGUAUUGAGGAAGUGAGAAGGGAAGGGAAUCCCUUUCUGUUUGUUUCAAUGACAGGGGGAUUUUUGUUUAAAUGCAAACUUAACUUCUUGUUUUCCAGAUGAUGUUGUGUUGAUCAACAAAGUAACUGCACUGUUUUUCUCUGAAAUGCUGUACAUUUCAUAAAUACGCAACAUCUUCUGUCCCCACAUCACUGGCUGAAAUGGCCCAUAGGUUGUAUAGGGCGUGUCAUGCAGCUCCUUUCUGUUGAGGGUUCAAUUUUGUCUGGAAACAAAAGGUGUUCCCCACCCAGUGUGAAGAUGACUAUGCAGAAUCCAAACAGCAAAUUGUUUUUCUUCAUGGUUUUAAUUUAUUGCUUUUAGCUUGGGAAAUGGCAACGACAUUUUCAGAUUUGUUUUAAACUUUGAAAUCUCCCUAGUUGCAAUAGGACUAGCAGGUCAGGGGCUGGAGGACUCUUCAGUAGUGAGAUAAUUAAAAAAAAGUAUACUUGGCAAACUUGCUCUGUUUGCUUCAUGCAUCUUAAUUUUUUUUUUUACUUUUUGAUUUUAUGUAUAUUUGUGUAAUUGAUCUUUCUAGAGCUGUAUCUUCAAAAUUAUUUCUUUUGGUGUAAAUAUGCAGUAGCAUUUUAGGUUUCCACAUAUUUUAUUUUAAUGGGAAAUGCUUUGUGUUCUAAGCCAUGGGUCAUUCAGAAAAAGUAAACAAAUAUCUAUUAAUUUGUAUUCUGGUUCUGAUUCUCUUAGUUCUCCUUCAAUAUUUAUUAGUAAUCCUCUCUCACUGGUCUUGAAAUUUUACGAAGCUUUUAUUGGGAACACUUAUUGGGAGGUCAGCAAAGUGUUCAUAUUAUUUUGUGGCUGGAAUCAUAUGACAGAAGAGAGGGAAAAUGGUGCUUUAGCAAAACUCAGCGUUUCUGCUCUUCUGGGGUUAUCAAUUCAGUUGUUUCCAGUCUGGGCAAUGGUUUUGCUAAUUUUUACAUGAUCUUAAUAAACAUAUGAAGGAGCCCUUGGUUAUGUAGUUCUCAAGUAUUGUCCCCAAAGUGCAUUUGCUAGUUUUUAUUGUGCGUUCGGUGGCUAACUGUUUGAAGUAUUACCUCUUAACCUUAUUUGUCAAUUUUUUUUGUGUUUUUGCAUUUUGUUUUAUAUAUAUAAAUAUAUAUAUAUUCAAUUUUCCAAGAUGGACUCGGUCUUUUUCAGAUGUCCCCUUUUUACAAGUACUUUUUCAUUAAAUUAUGAAACUGCUAACAAUAUUUUCAUUUGUUGUGAUUUAUUCAGGGCUUUUCCCUCUAUGUCUGGCAGGCUGUGAAACUCAUCAGUACUGUGUCCAUCAGGAGUAAAUUAUUUCUGCAGAUCUGGCAAUGCUUUAACAAGUUAAGUAUCCAGGAAAACCCUUCCCCUUCAGCCUCCCAAAAAAGAGUCGCUGAGCAUUAAUUUGCUGUGUAUAGCAAAUAGUGCAAGCCUGGCUUUUGUUUCUGCCUAGCUGAGCAAAUGUAGCAGACUAUUUGCUGCCCUGGCCUCACUUUUCAAUGUAUUUGCUUAUGCUGUAGUAUGGCUGGUUUUCCCUGGCUGGACAAAGUGAGUUAUAGAGGAAGAGCCGUAGCCAGGCCUUCUGUCUGAUCCCUCUUCUUGUACACCCGCAGACAUGCAUAGCUAAACACAGCCCGCUAUUGCCCUGUGUGUGCAAAGGGCAAAUCAGUGCCAGCAAGUUCCCGGGUUGAUGUUUCAUGUCGGUUUUACAUGGACUUUUGCUGUAGUUCCCCCUGCUCCCACAGGCCGGUGCUGUGAUGUACCUUGCUGGCAGAGAGGAGCUGCUCCCUGUGCUAGAGCAGGGAAGAAGGCAAGGGGAAGAGGAAGGUGGAGAGAAAGGAGUGGGUGUAGCUGCACAACUGAUCCCAUAGCAUCCCUCGUGCUCUGACCGGCUCUGCAACCGGCAGCAUCCAAAAGAGAGAUGGGGAAUUGGCAAUCGGGGUGUUGCAGGCAGCAGUGACCCUCCCUGCCAGCAAUGGGUCUGGCAGCGGCAGAGUGAGUGGGAGGCUGAGCAGCCAACGUGCUUGUGGCCUGGUGUACGGGCAGGAGUGACUGAGCAGGUGCCCCAGGCGGGCUGGGACUGGAGCUGGAAAUAGGCUGGGUGAAAUGGAGCUCAAGUCCAUCAGCUGAAAAGCAAACAGGAGGCAAAAAAAGGGGGAAAAGGGGGUAAAGAUUCAGACAGAAGAGAAGAAAAAUCAGCACUAGGAAGAAGCAGUAAGUGUUGGACUGUCAGCUGUUUUUCAGGACCAGGAUUUCUUCUUCCCUGAAGGCAAUCUUGCAACAGAUUCCAGCAACAGACUUCCUUUUUUGACUUUCUGAUUGGCAGCUUCUAAUUUCCUAUGCAAACACAGUCUGCUUGUGGUUGGGAAGUGGGAAAGACAAGAGCCAAGGAAGGAAAUUGGUAUACCCAUUAUUUUGGAAACAGUCGCUGUUGGUUUGUAGAGUCUUUUCAAAUAAAUGUGGUUCCUGGGUGAUGGAAACUUGGGCCAAGCACUAACAGGGGCAGUGUGGUGAUUCCCAGCACUGUCAUUCCUGCAUUUGUGUUUCUGUCCUAAGAGAAAUGUUUCUCAGUUAGAAUUUGCAUAUGUAAUUUGUAGAAUGUUUUCUUUGCACCGUGAAUUCCAAACCACGGAAGGAGAAAUUACAAACGUUUGGAUAUUAAAUGUAAGCCUGAAACAUUCACUUGAUUUUGAAGUGGCACUGCUGAUGACUAGGCCUGGAUGUACAGGCUGUGCUGCAGACGCAUGAUGUGUGUCUGAUACUGGGAGGGACCGAGUGUUACCAAGUGUUCAAAGCCUGCCUCUGUGAGCUGCAAAGAUAAUCCAGCGAAACCACUCGUUUUGAUCGUUGGGAAUUUUGAUGAUCCCAGUGCUUGUAAAGGUUUAGCACUGCAGGGAAUUGACACAUCUAGUAGGAAAACAUGCUUUUGAUGCGAAUUAAGGAACAAAAGGAAGCUGCUUGCACAACCUGGGAGCUUGGCAUGCGAGGGAAAAACACCGGGGAAGGGCAGAGAUGGAAAACAAUGGAGUGCCUCAAUGCGGCUUCUUUAGGAAGAAGUGAAGACUCACAGAAUUCUGGGUUCUGGUUUUGUGACAGAUGCUGCGCUACUGCUGCUUCUGAACCUUGUGCCUGCUUCAGAGCUCAACAGGCUAUUGCCCCUCCUGGGGUGCAGUUCUGCAACAUAUCCCUCUUGCAGAGUUGAUCCUGGGAUAACUGCUGCUAGGCUCUGCUCCUGACCAAGUCAGCACAUCCGUAGGGAUGUGACAGAAGUGGAUUAAAGUGACUGCAAGCACAGCUUUCUGAAAGAAAAUGUUACAUAGCAGUGGGGGUGCUGCCCCACCUGCUCUCACCCCAGCCAGGGAAGAGCGCUGGGCAAGGCAGGACACAUUAGUGUGGACAAAUUAGUGUGCUGAGGAAAGAUUUAAAACCUAGCACAGCAACAACAUUAAGGAAGGUGCUGUCAGAAAAUCUCCUGGUCAUCUGAAAGGUCUUGAGCCUGUGACACAGACAUCAAGAUAUCACAGAAUGGUUUGAAUUGGAAAAGACCUUAAGGCUCAUCCUGUUUCAAUCCCCCUACACCUUCCACUAGACCAGGUUGCUCAAAGCUGCAUCCAAUUUCAUCGUGAACACUUCUGGGGAUGGGACAGCCACAACUUCUUUGGGCAACCAGUUCCAGUGUCUCGCCAUCCUCAAGAUAUGCCACUCUUUAUUUUCUGUGUUCUCAGCAACUGCAAGGAGUCCACUGGAGUAGUACCUAUAAAAACAAAAGGUGUUAUAUGCCAUUUGGGAAAAUGGCUCUGGUUAUACCUUUGGAAGUGCAGGCUCUAGUGAGGGAUUGAGUCAUCAGAGGGGGAAAAACAUCCCUAAACUAGCCCACCCACUUCAUCUGAAGCCACGGUGUCUGGUUGCAUUCCUUUGUAGUUCCAUCUCCCUUAUCUCAGAAGGGAGGGCGGUGCUGAGUAGUUUGGGAAUCCCUGUCACUGGCAUUUUAGGCUCCAUUUGCAUCUGGUUGAAUAAAGCCUGGCCAAGGUAUUUUCCUUCCUUAGAACUGAUGGCUCAGCUAUUGUUCUGUUGUCUCCUCUAAAAUGGAUUAGGGGCACUGUCUUAUUCUUUUCCUGAUUAUUCCUUCUAGAACAAGCCAGACAUCUCUCCUGGCUUAAAGAAGCACAGAGGCCUAAAAGCUGAUGAGCCAGGUGAUUUUAAGAUACUAAGAAGCAAGUUGUAGUUUACACUCGUUACAAAUGGCUAAUACAUAAACCAGACUUUCCUCAAAUUGUCUGUUUGUAUGUGCUAAAUUAAGCUCUGAACAGUCACCCUAAACCUGCAGUUAAUUUGAUUAUUUUUGAUUUGGACUAGGACAACUUGCAUGCCUGUAAGCCACAAACACUGAAAGCACUGUUGCUAAAUCAGCUACCUGAAUGAAAGAUGCUGCCUUCCCUGAAGUCCUGGCUCUCUUGCAUGGCCUCUGUUGUGACUGUGAUUCUGCAGCUGCUGUAGCACAAAUCAAUGCUCUUUUUUUUUUUUUUUUUUUUAACCUGAGGCAAGCAAAAUGCAAAUCCAGGUCAUGUGGGGUAUAGAAUGCAGAAAAGUAAGGCAUUAAUGAAAAAAUAUCUUGGCUGUGUUCCACUGAAGAGUAGCGUUCUGAAGCGCCCUGUUGCCCGACUGCUCCUGGUGCAGAGCAAAGUCCUGCACAGGCACGGACUGGGAACUCUGAGCUUUGUGAGGCAGCUUCAGGUGGCAGGAUCUGGCACUUGUGGGUGCUUCUGUGACAAAAGAAGCUGGAGGUGCAUGUGUGACAGUGUGAGGGUGUUCAUGAGAGACUUGAGAGACUGGCUGCGUUGGAAGGAGUCGUGAUGUUUGCUCAUAACAUUACAUUCUCAAGUAAGAGAUGUUUUUUCAUGAGCUUCCAGCCAGUACAUAAGUUAUGCUGAAAGAAUUUGCAUAAUAAAUUGUGAUAAGUAGAGGGUACCGUUGCUGGUUCUGUGAGAGAAACUGGACUUUAAAGGCUAAAUACUUCAAUAUGACUUCAUGGUAAUUUGGUGCAAUCUUUCUUAAGAUUCCCUGUUUGAGAUUCUGAAUCCAUUCUGCAUUAACUUGUGUGACAGCGGUGUUAGACACAUAAAUUAGUCAAUGGCACAAGUUUGCUGCUGCCACCUUCUCCCAAGGAGACAUUUGCAAACAGGAAAAGGGAGUACUUUGGCAAAUGUUUGGACUGUUAUGAGUGUUCACACAAUUGUGAUCAUCCAGACUAGUAAACAGUUGAGACUUCUCAGCAUUUUGAUUUCUCCUGGACCUACUUAUUGCUUACUAACAAAUAAAAACUUGAUCUGGACAUGCAAGUCAAUUCCAAGAACUAUACUUGGCAGCAAACAAGUGCAUGGCAGUGCUAACUCUUGCGUUCCAGCCAACUGAUUGCAGUGACUGAUUUUGUAUUUCUGCCUCUGCUCUUGCUUGGUGUUUUUUGGUUUGGUUUGUCUGUCCAUCUGUUCUCCUCCUCUUACCCCCCCCCAAAAUGCCGUAUCAUCUGCUAGUGGUGAAUUCUCAUGUGCCCAAAUGGAUUUAACAGCAGGAUUUAACAGGCUUACAUUGAGGUAGUGGCUCUUUGGGCUCCACUGGCCUCGGCUGCACAGUCCCUGCUCUCGGCUGCACCUUGUCCGUCUGAAGAGAAGGGCUGACAGACUCCCUGUUCAGAGGCAGCUGUUAAGAUACAGACAUCUGAUAUGUGACAUUUGCACUUCGUACUAGGCCUAAGCCCUCUCACCUUCCAGCAGCGAGGAGAGGACUAACAGUAUUAAAACAAAAAGACUGAAGGUGACAGAAGAAAGAAUACUCUAAAGAUGAAGAAACGGCAGGAUCAAGCUCAUAAAAGGAGAGAAGAACAACUGUGACUUUUCAGGAAUGACCAUAUGCACAAAACAAUCUCUUUAUAGCCCCUGAAAUAAUCCACCACCUCUUUUCGUCUACAGUCCUUAAGGGUGGGGGGAUUUUUCCAGCUCUGUGGCACACUGGGCUGUUCUCCAGAACUGCUGAGCAUUUCCUGACUGGCAAGAAGGGUGAUGGCUUCUGGCAGGCUCAGGGAACCUGUAGGCUGGGGGAGGGUUGUGACUUCACCUUACAGGGCCUCCUGCAUCACAGAUCUACUCUUUCUGUUCUUCGUGGUUGUUAAUGUUAAGAUCCCACUUCCCUGCUCCCUGCAAAGCAGGAGGAGCAAGUAUAUGAUGUGCCCUACCUCGUGGGAUAAAUGCUGACCUACCAACCACUUCCUUUGGAAGCCACGGAGGUACUGUGUGUACUCCCUAUCAGUCAGAUUUGGAAGCUGCAGAGUAGACACUGUGACUACAAUGAAACAGUGGGAAGUUCCCAGUGGGGAAGGCUCAAGGAAGCACAGCCUUUGGCACCAUCUCUUCUGUGCUCGUCUUUCCCACAGUGAACUUGUACUGGCAGAAGACCUCAGCUGUUGCUUUCUGUGAAGGCACCCCCCUCCAUGGAUUCCUCCCUGCUCCUACCUUUCAGCAAGCCUGGAUUAGCCAUUACAGAGAAGACAAAACAGGAGUACUGUCCUGUGUAACUAGAGAUCCAAGCUCAAAAUGUGUGGCACAGUUUGUGUUGUAGCCUGGUGCUCGCUGAAGCUGUUAAUUUUCUCCCCAGGUGUGUGCCAACACACAGCUUGUUUUGAUGCCUCCAAACCAUGCUGGCAAAUGCCUAAGUAAGUCAGCAAGGAGCAGAGAGACUGGUGAGGUGGGUUGAGGGUGUGAGUAUCUCCUGCUGCUAUCAGAUUCAGUAAGCUGUUGCAUUGUUCAAGUAUCCCAAACGACCUCAUACAGUGCAAGAAUGAUGGGAGAGCAGCAAACGUGGCUAAGCUUCAUAAGAAUCGAUAAUUGUGCUUCAUUGUACUUAAUGAAUUCUUUGCAUACAUUUUUUUAAACCUCUGGAUCUUCUUUCCUAGUUGUAAAUAUGUAUGAAAGAAGGACGGAUGUGACAUUUGUUUCUCGGAUGUUUUUCUGUGUUGGCAGUUGCUGAUAAUUUGCUUGCCUCAGAUUUGAGAUGAAAUCCUUCUGUCAGUAGAGACAGCAACAGAGACAGAAAGAGAAAAUUCAGUGCUGAGCACUGAAGUAAUGCCAUGCAAGCCUGUAAAAUAGAAGCCUAGCUGCUCAGGUAAGGUGACAAUAAGUUAAUGAAUAUCACAGUAGUUGUCCCUUGAGAGAAGCCUACGGUCAGGUCAUGUAGGCCGUGAACUUUCCAAAUAUACCACUAAAAGAAAAAAAGUGUGACCAAGUGAAGCCUGGGCUGUGAGCACCUGCUUUAUGAAUAAAGGCAACUGAGUAAAAAUCUUUGACAGGAGAUAAUUGCCAAGAGGAGGGUGUAUGUUAAGGAACAGAUAAAAUCUGUAACAGGAGUUGUGCAGGCGGCUUAUCUGCUAAAAGACCAGGGUGGGUGCUAUGCAAUCGCUCCUGAGCAGUGCCCCUCAAAUAAUGGGGCUGCUACACGUGCCAGCUCGAUACAAGAAUCUGGAUGGGGGAGAAGCGACUUUUGGAGCAGCCACGUCGAUUCUCGUUUGCAGGGACAGUGGUGAGCCAGCCUGUGCCUGCCUGGUGCACCCUGAGUUGCCAGGAGGAGACACACAAGACAUGGAGCAGUGAGACUGAAGUCACUUGACAUCACUGAUCCCUGCAGUGAUGACCGAAUCCAAGUCAAAAGGCAGUGUGUCAUGGAGUGCUGAAGAGAAGAGCUGGGAUUGCUUUAUGAUUUGAGGCCUGGGAGCUGGAGUGGUCAUAGCACAGAGAUAAGCAGGUGCAACAGAGAACUGCAUCUGGAAAUUUUGAUUCCAGCUGUUUGCCUUGUGCCCUUGGAAGUCGUUGGGGCUUAAGAACACAGGGAGUAAAAGAAGGCAUGGCACAAAGCAGGCCCAGGAUUUCUGGAUAACCAGGGAAAUGCUGCAAGAGCUGUGGAGAAAGAUCCCUAGUGCUGGAAGUUGCGGCCAAGGCCAAAGCACAGCAAGAAGGCAGACAGAAACCAGGCCUUUUGGGAAUCAGCCUCUCGGGGAGCCAAGAAACUUUUCCCACCGCCAUGAGAAACCUCUUCUCCCUAUUUUUCCUCCCUGCAGCUCUUGGAGAGGGGGGAGCCGAGCCGCUGCUGCUGCUCAGGCAGCCGCCGCUCCCGGCUCCCCGCGCUGGCUUUCCAGCAC
Myiozetetes cayanensis is the source of this 13371-nucleotide messenger RNA. RefSeq names its product jade family PHD finger 3 (gene JADE3). Gene Ontology annotation, cellular component: histone acetyltransferase complex. Bases 1405 to 3867 code for a protein of 820 amino acids. The transcript has 13 exons. NCBI's taxonomy places the organism in Eukaryota, Metazoa, Chordata, Aves, Passeriformes, Tyrannidae. The record is from RefSeq and is a predicted model, not a curated record. Gene Ontology annotation, biological process: regulation of transcription by RNA polymerase II.